This is a messenger RNA of Branchiostoma floridae (Florida lancelet), 1569 nucleotides long. RefSeq names its product dapdiamide synthesis protein DdaC-like. The transcript has 6 exons. The record is from RefSeq and is a predicted model, not a curated record. Gene Ontology annotation, molecular function: oxidoreductase activity. The coding region runs from base 70 to 1239 and encodes 389 amino acids. NCBI's taxonomy places the organism in Eukaryota, Metazoa, Chordata, Leptocardii, Amphioxiformes, Branchiostomatidae.
GCAAACAUGUUCCAGCUUCGCUUGUGACACAACAGAACAGUACCGCACCACAGAAACACUGCUCGCACCAUGUUGCCCAGCGCCCCCGCCAUCCUGAAGUCCACCUCCCAGGCGCUCAGCCGAGCUGCCCGGCCCCUGCUCAUACCCCGGGCCCGCGCUCUCGGUCUGGCGGCGCCCGAGCUCGUCCAGACCGACAACCUGCCCAAGUACAACGCGGCGAAGCUCGCCGGGCGCCCGUUCCUCCCCGGCUCCGACACCAAGGGGUUCCCUGCCACCCUGAACCCCAUCCGAGUGGAUUUCCCCGCCGUGUUCCACCCCAAAGCGCCCGCCGAUGCAGACAAACUCCCCCUGGAAGAGUGGGGGGCGAUGGUGAGGGAAAUAGUGGACAGGGAACUGUCAAAGACAGGCGUGCUGCUGUUCCGCGGCUUGCCCAUCCGGACCCGCGAGGACUACGCCAGGCUAUUUGACGGGACUGGCCUAGCGCCAAGGGACUAUGUCGGCCACGCAGGCAGGCGGGAGCAGCUGGACACGAACGUGUACUCCUCUAACGACGACCCGCUGGAGUUCACCAUCGACAUCCACACCGAGUUGUCUUUCAUGCCGGCUCCUCCGCAAAAGGUGAUGUUUUGCUGCAUCAAGUCCCCUGGAGAACAUGGCGGCGGCGAGACCCCCGUCACGGACAUGCGCGGUGUGAUGCGCGACAUGGACCCCUCCCUGGUGGAGCGUGUGCGCACGCGCCAGAUCCGCUACGUGCGCAACAUCGCCGACAAGUCGCGCAGCAGCUGGAACUGGCAGUCCAACAUGCACAGCGAGGACCGGGAGGAGGUGGAGCGGUUCCUGACUGGCAAGGGCUUCUCGUACCGCUGGAACGCGGACGACUCGCUGUCGUACUGGUUCAGCACGGACGGGCUGUCCGAGCAUCCCGGCAGCGGGGAGACCUACUGGUUCAACCAGCUCACCGAGCACAACGGAUCCUGUUUCAAGGUCCACCCUGAGUUCAUGAACGAGACCAAGCACAUCUCGGAGUUCCCUCGCCACACCUCCUACGGCGACGGGGAGGAGUUCUCGGAGGAGGACCUGGCGCAUGUGCGGGAGGUGCAGUGGAAGAACUCGUACGGGUUCCACUGGCGGCAGGGGGACGUGCUGGUCAUGGACAACUUCAUGGUGGGGCACGGCAGGAUGGGCUGCAACCCGGGAGUCAAGGAGAGGAAGAUCAUCGCCAGCAUCACCAAGAACUGAGCGUAACGCUAGCAGCUAAUUCGUGCCAUCAACAAGAACUGGGCAGAAAGUAGCAGCACAUUCGGCAACGCAAUCAGUAUCAACAAAAUAAAGAACUGAGUAGAAAGUAGCUGGCAGCUCAUUGAACAGCGCAAUCGCCAUCACCAAAAACUGAGCAGAAAGUAGCAGCUCAUUCAACAGCGCUAUCGCCAUCACCACAAACUUAGCAUAAAGUAGCAGUUCACGCGGAAAACUAUGAAAGUUUGAAACUGAACAAAACGAAGCCGUUCAUUGAACUUGAUUCUGUAAAUAACUAUCUAUACUGUUUCGAUCAAUCAUGAUCAUUCAAUA